AUGAUAGGCAGCACGAUGGCUACAUCAUCGUCUGCACCACUACUAUCGGAAACACUGUUAAGCGGUUAUGCAAACAAUCUUUUGGGCACGGACGAGGGGCCCUGGUUGGAGUGCUUUGAGUUAGUGGCUAUCAAACGAACGAUGCAGCCAUGUUUCUUCAAUGUUGCUCCACCAGAUUUUAACCAUUCAGGAAGACGCACAGGUUACUCUUAUUCGUGCCCUGAUUCCUAUUUUUUGGUCGGUAGCAUCGCAGCAGUGGCUGUGGUGGUUGUAUUCCUCGGGUUUUUUGCUUGCUAUCUGAAUUUUCCUUUCGAAUUUCUGGGUGCAGAUGUUACCAGAACACUUUCUACAUUAUCCAAAUCAGACAACAGAGCAGCAACGUUAUAUGGUAACGUUGAAGAAAAGGACGAACUAGAAAUCCAAAUGACAUCUUUCGUCCCUCCGUCUAAUUCGCCUGCGUUAAGAGCUAAACCAGCCUCUUUUGAGCUAUCUUCUCCAAGUUGGUCCGCGGUUGUGUAUAGUGACCAUAGUAUCUGCAGUGAUAUUGGAAGAUCCAUUUUACUUCGAGGUGGCAAUGCAGUGGAUGCAUCUAUUGCAGUAUUCUUUUGUCUAUCUGCAGCGCUACCACAUCGAGGUGGACCUGGUGGUGGUCUCAUGGCUACAAUUUAUUCUGGUUCAAAAUGUGCAACAUUAAAUGCAAGAGAAUUCUGCCCUACUGAUGCUACCGAAGCGUACUUCACCAAUCGUCGUGACGAAACCGCUGUUGCUGCUGGGGUGCCUGUGUUUCUUAACGGACUUUACCGAACGUUUGAAAAGUACUCAUCGAAGCGUCUAACAUGGCAUCAGUUGGUUUCUCCGACAGUUGACCUAUGUGUUCGUGGUAUACCUGUAACAAAAGAGCUAUCCCGGAGUCUCAUGGAGGCGCAUUCGCUAGUAACGAAUAGCCCUAGAAUGAGAUCGCAUUUUGUUAAUGAGACUACUGGCGAAGUGUUUUCUGAGAAGGAAAAAAUGUUCUGUCCGCUGCUUGGCAAUUUUCUUCGCGAGGUUGCAGAGGCGAAAGAUCCAGUUGAUUUCUUUUAUCGCGGAGAAGGCUCGAGAAAGUUUUUGAGGUCGUCUGUCGGAAGAGAUGGAUUUAUAACUGCCCAGGAUCUGGAGGACUGUGAGUCGGAGUUCCAAGCGGGUGUACAGAUGUUCCUCGGAGGACAGUCGGUCUGUGGCCCACCACCACCGUCUAUUUACAGCAUAAUUCAGUUAGCUGUCGCGGCUAUGUAUGAGGCAAACUCAACCUCAGUGCGUAUACCACUUACUGCAUGGGACAAAUCAAAGCUCAUUGGUGAUGCAGUGUUUGACGAAGCCGUUUUGAAAGAUUCUUUGGGAUUGACUGGGAAGGAUUCUGUACAGGAAGUUCUGAGACGUUUCAGAAAUCGUCACAACCCUGAAAUUCAGUACGACUUAACAGAAAAGGGAUCAUUUUCUGUGCUGAUUGUUGAUGAAAAAGGUGAUGCAGUGUCCAUGACGUCAUCCCUGGGAGACAAGUUUGGAAAUCGUGAAUUUACUGAGUUUGGUUUCUUCAUGAACAACGCUAUGUCAUCGUUCACUUACGAUACAAACGUAGGAUCAGUAUCAUCACGAAAUUCUCCCCAAUCUGCGAAAUGUCCAUUGACGCAGAUGUCACCAUUGGUUGGUACAAAAGAUGGAAAGGUGUCCUUCCUCAGCGGUGGCACCAAUUAUCUCGGGAUCUGUGCUUCAGUUCUUCGAGCGCUUACUUCUUUAGAAGGCAUCCCAAAAGCUGGAGCUCCUUUAGUGUACAGGAACAUGAAAGGUUUGCACUCAUGGAGUAACGAUGAAUCGCUUUUGACAGGCUACUGA
Molecule: messenger RNA, 1869 nt
Organism: Necator americanus (New World hookworm)
Lineage: Eukaryota; Metazoa; Nematoda; Chromadorea; Rhabditida; Ancylostomatidae
Exons: 14
Coding region: 1-1869 (622 amino acids)
Biological process (GO): glutathione catabolic process
Cellular component (GO): plasma membrane
Molecular function (GO): glutathione gamma-glutamate hydrolase
Source: RefSeq, a predicted model, not a curated record